This is a messenger RNA of Vespa velutina, 1973 nucleotides long. RefSeq names its product spliceosome-associated protein CWC27 homolog. Gene Ontology annotation, biological process: protein folding; protein peptidyl-prolyl isomerization. The record is from RefSeq and is a predicted model, not a curated record. Lineage: Eukaryota; Metazoa; Arthropoda; Insecta; Hymenoptera; Vespidae. Gene Ontology annotation, cellular component: catalytic step 2 spliceosome. The transcript has 7 exons. Gene Ontology annotation, molecular function: peptidyl-prolyl cis-trans isomerase activity. The coding region runs from base 282 to 1802 and encodes 506 amino acids.
CAAUUGUUUCAUAUUAUUUAUUUAUUAAAAAAGGAUGCAAGGUAAAAAGUAAUGGCGCGAAAUUAUAUAUUUGAUUGCAAUACGCUAAUGGCGCCAUCUGAGAGAUGAAACAACUGGCAUUGUUAACGUUACCAAGUUUUUUCGACAGAGGCUAUGGUUUUCAAUCAUCUGAUCUAAGUUUUUUUUAUUAUUAUUAUUGUUCUUCGUACAAAAAUAAUAAUUUAUAUGAUACUUCAUUGUUUAUAUUAAAUUAUGCAAUUUAGAUAAAUUCAUUUGCAAAAAUGAGUAAUGUUUAUAUUCAAGAACCACCUACAACAGGAAAGGUUCUAAUGAAAACAUCCGUUGGAGAUAUAGAAAUAGAAUUAUGGGCAAAAGAAACUCCAAAAGCUUGUAGAAAUUUUAUUCAAUUAUGUAUGGAAAAUUAUUAUGACAACACUAUAUUUCACAGAGUAGUUAAAGGAUUUAUAGUUCAAGGUGGAGACCCAACAAGUACAGGAGAAGGUGGUGAAAGUAUAUAUGGUUCUCCCUUUAAGGAUGAGUUUCAUACAAGAUUAAGAUUUUGUCGCAGAGGCUUGCUUGCCAUGGCUAAUGCCGGUAAAGAUGACAAUGGCUCACAAUUCUUUUUCACGCUGGCUGCUACGCCAGAAUUACAAAACAAACAUACUAUUUUUGGCAAAGUUAUAGGAGAAACUUUAUACAACAUGCUUAAACUUGAAGAAGCUCUUGUAGAUGAGAACGAUAGACCUCUUUAUCCACAAAAAAUAUUGAAGACAGAAAUUCUGAACAAUCCAUUCGUGGAUAUUUCACCGCGAAUAGAAUCUAAAAAGAAUAACGAUCUGAAAGAAAGUAAAAAAGAAAAAAAAGCUGGAGUAAAAAAUUUUAAGUUAUUAUCUUUUGGAGAGGAAGCAGAAGAAGAUGAAGAAGAAUCUGUAAUUUUGAAUAAGCAAUUAAAUAAUAAAUCAAAAUCAGCACACGAUUGUUUGUCAGAUCCAAAAUUAAGUUCACAACCUGUAACUGAUUCUACUGAACCACCAAAUAAAAGAUUAAAGGAAAGUGAUGAUGUUGAUUCAGAAAGUGACAAUGAUACAUCUCAAUCUUCUGAGACAAUGGCUGCCAUAGCAAAAGAAAAGUCAGAAGUUACCGAAAGAAUCAAAAAUAAAUUGAAAGGGGGUAAAAAGACAAGUGAUUCCAAAGAGAUUGAACCUACUAAAGUAACUGAUAAUGAUAAUGUAGAAGAAGAGGAGGAAUAUUAUUUUGGAAAAGAACGACAUGAAGAACGUAAAAGAAAAAUGAAUGCAAUUAAAAAAGAAAUCCGUGACUUGAAGCGCACUGUUCAAAACGAAAAGAAAGAAAAAGAAGCAGAUAAAAAACUUGAGGACGAUAAAGAGGAACAGAAAAGAAAACAAAGUGAAAUAUUGAAGGAUUAUUUACAAACUCAAGAGGAAUAUAAAAAAGCUAAACAGAAAUUACCUGCAAAGGGCAAAACGCGUGAGGAUUUUACUUUAAACCUUCUAAAUAAAUUCAGGAAUAAACUUCAGGACACUAAAGGGUGUACAAAGGGUAAUACAAGUACAACAAAGGAAGAAGAAUCUAAGGACGAUGGGGAUGACGAGUUAUGGAUGGCACAUAUCUUGCGUUGCGAAGAAAAAGCCCCUGUACUUGCAAAAGAUGCUAGUACGAAGAAUGACGAUUGGUUUGAAAUUUAUGAUCCACGAAAUCCACUUAAUAAACGUCGAAGAGGAGAAUCAACAAAUAGCUCGAAGGACAGUAAAAAAGACAAAAGUCAUUCACGGCGAAGAUAAAUAUAAAUAUAAAUAUAUACAUAUUUUUUUUAUUUGUAAAAUAACAUUAACUAUAUAUGUUAUAUUGUAUAUAAUUAUAGAUUAUAUCUUCUUUUUUUUUAUCCUUUUAUUUAUAUUUGUUACAAUUGUAUUUUCACCAAUUUGAUCGAACAUUAAAUCGUCGCAUUGCGU